Messenger RNA from Saccharomyces kudriavzevii IFO 1802, 1437 nucleotides. It is a transcript of the gene VMA13, whose product is annotated as H(+)-transporting V1 sector ATPase subunit H. NCBI's taxonomy places the organism in Eukaryota, Fungi, Ascomycota, Saccharomycetes, Saccharomycetales, Saccharomycetaceae. The record is from RefSeq and is a predicted model, not a curated record. The coding region runs from base 1 to 1437 and encodes 478 amino acids. The transcript has a single exon. Gene Ontology annotation, molecular function: proton-transporting ATPase activity, rotational mechanism. Gene Ontology annotation, biological process: proton transmembrane transport. Gene Ontology annotation, cellular component: fungal-type vacuole membrane; vacuolar proton-transporting V-type ATPase, V1 domain.
AUGGGCGUAACCAAGAUUUUAAUGGACAGUACUCAUUUCAAUGAGAUCCGUAGUAUAAUCCGUUCGAGGUCAGUGGCAUGGGACGCCUUAGCUAGAUCUGAGGAAUUGAGCGAAAUUGAUGCAUCUACUGCGAAGGCAUUAGAGUCGAUUCUGGUGAAGAAGAGCAUCGGCGAGGGUUCAUCAUCGUCGAAUGAUGCGCACUCCGAGUUCAGAGUGAAGGGCAACACGAUGAUACCAUUGAUUCACUUGCUUUCCACUUCGGACAACGAAGACUGCAAAAAAUCCGUGCAGAACCUAAUAGCUGAAUUGUUAUCGUCUGAAAAGUAUGGCGACGACACAGUGAAGUUUUUUCAGCAGGACCCUAAGCAAUUGGAGCAACUAUUCGACGUCUCACUCAAAGGAGACUUCCAGACCGUGUUGAUUUCAGGGUUCAACGUGGUCUCGCUAUUGGUGCAGAAUGGGCUGCACAACGUGGGACUAGUGGAAAAGCUGUUGAAGAACAACCACCUGAUCAAUAUCUUGCAAAACAUUGAGCAGAUGGACACCUGUUAUGUGUGCAUCAGGCUUUUGCAAGAAUUGGCCGUGAUACCAGAGUACCGUGACAUGAUAUGGUUGCAUGAAAAGAAGUUCAUGCCCACUUUAUUCAAGAUCCUGCAACGCGCCACGGACUCGCAACUGGCCACGCGCAUAGUCGCAACAAACUCCAACCAUCUAGGUAUCCAAUUGCAGUACUACUCCUUGCUAUUGAUAUGGUUAUUGACUUUCAACCCUGUCUUCGCUAACGAGCUCGUCCAAAAGUACUUGAGCGAUUUUUUGGACCUCUUGAAGCUGGUGAAGAUCACCAUAAAGGAGAAAGUGUCCAGAUUGUGCAUAUCAAUCAUCUUGCAAUGCUGCUCUACGCCCGUCAAGCAACACAAGAAGGUCAUCAAACAACUUUUGUUGCUCGGCAACGCGUUACCCACCGUGCAGAGCUUGAGCGAAAGAAAGUACUCCGACGAAGAAUUGCGCGAGGACAUCACCAAGCUCAAGGAAAUCCUGGAAAACGAAUACCAGGAAUUGACCUCCUUCGAUGAAUACGUGGCGGAAUUGGACUCCAAGUUGCUGUGCUGGUCCCCUCCACACGUCGACAACGGAUUCUGGUCCGAUAACAUCGAUGAGUUCAAGAAGGACAACUACAAGAUCUUUAAGCAAUUGAUCGAACUCUUGCAAGCAAAGGUCCGCCGCGGCGACGUCAAUGCGAAGCAGGAAAAGACCAUUAUCCAAGUCGCCUUGAACGACAUCACCCACGUGGUCGAACUUCUACCAGAGAGCAUCGACGUUCUCGACAAGACUGGCGGCAAGGCUGACAUCAUGGAGUUGCUGAACCACUCGGACUCCCGGGUGAAAUACGAGGCCCUCAAAGCCACGCAGGCAAUUAUUGGAUACACCUUCAAAUAG